Molecule: messenger RNA, 857 nt
Organism: Agrilus planipennis (emerald ash borer)
Lineage: Eukaryota; Metazoa; Arthropoda; Insecta; Coleoptera; Buprestidae
Exons: 2
Coding region: 281-727 (148 amino acids)
Source: RefSeq, a predicted model, not a curated record
UGCGUUUAGCAAUAUACCUAUAUAUACAUACUGACUUACCUGUGUAUAUAUAUAUGGAUGUAUAGUGCAGCUCGUGGAUAUCAGAGUUGACUGAGAGUGUUGUCGUUACAUAACGGACCGGUGAAAAGUGAAUUUAGAUAAGAGAGAUGGUCCAACUUGAUACUGACCCAAUUAUCCACUGAAAAGGCAGGCACGGGUAAAGUUUAUAAAAAAGGUGUUUGCAAUAAAAAUUCAGUGCAUACCCAAUCGACGUCUCGAGACCUUCUGAUGAUUUAGCAAAAUGAAAGUGAAAACAAUCUUUAUCUUACUCUCUGUGGUAAUAUCCGGAGUACUUCUUGCACCAGCGCCUAAAGGAGGUGUAGCAAUUGGAGCAGCCGUUGAUGCCACCAAAGCCAUUGUCGGUACAGGAGCUAAAUUUUUAGGUAAAGCCGCCUUAUCAACUCUUGGAACUGCAGCUUUAAAAAUAGCCGGAACUGUGGGUAAAGUGGCGCUGGUUGGUGCCGGAGCGCUUGGAAUUGGCCUUGUGGGUGCCAAACUCAUUAAAUUAAAAAUAGCUGGGGCUAAAGCUCUACUGGCAAAGCAUAGUGGUGGAGGAAGUUGGUCGUCUUCAUCUUCAUCAUCCACGUCGACGUCGUCAUCAGAACCGUCGUCUUCAACGUCAGACUCUGAUGAUGGUAGUUUUAGUGCAUCCGGAUCUAUAAAUGCAAGUUUAUAUAAACGAAAAUAAGUAACGCUUCAUGAGUUAAUUGCCGCUCUCCUAGUCAAUGUUUGUAAAUAAAUUAUUUUGUAACAUAUUAUGGUUAUGCUACUGAAAAGCUGUUAAAACGUUUGUAAUAAAAUAAUGUUUUUAUAUCAUG